This is a messenger RNA of Chlorella variabilis, 1422 nucleotides long. RefSeq lists its product as hypothetical. Gene Ontology annotation, cellular component: vacuolar membrane. NCBI's taxonomy places the organism in Eukaryota, Viridiplantae, Chlorophyta, Trebouxiophyceae, Chlorellales, Chlorellaceae. Gene Ontology annotation, molecular function: amino acid transmembrane transporter activity. The record is from RefSeq and is a predicted model, not a curated record. Bases 1 to 1422 code for a protein of 473 amino acids. Gene Ontology annotation, biological process: amino acid transmembrane transport. The transcript is spliced from 7 exons.
AUGGAGGAGGAGGGCGUGUUUUUGCCGGACAACAGCCUGCGGUUGCCGCUGCUUCACCCCAGUGAUGGCGGCGCUGACACUGUGCGGGGCACUUCGCUGGGGCAGACGUGUGCCAACCUGAUCAACAUCUUCGUCGGCCUGGGCCUCCUGUCCAUGCCGUUUGCACUCAUGAAGGGAGGCUGGGUGGCGCUGGUGGCGCUGGCCAUUCUGGUGCCGCUGUUUGGCUGCUCGGGCCAGCUCAUCUGCUCCGCGUUUGACCUCAUGCCCGCCGGCGUCCCCAAGACCUACCCCAACCUAGGGGCCGCAGCCGCGGGAAAGCUGGGCAGCCGCGUGGUGCUGGCCUUCAGCUGCUGCGAGCUUUUUGGCGCUACGCUCAUCACCCUCUGUAUCGUGUGGCAAAUGCUGGAGCUCCUCCUCCCGUCGGAAGGCCUCGGGCCGCUGCACCCCAUGCAGCUGGCGGCGUGCCUCAGCUGCGUGGUGCUGCUGCCGCUGCUGUGCACCGACCUGCGCCGCCUGGCCCGCUUCUCCAUGCUGGGCUCCUGCUCCACCGCCGCGGUGGUGCUGAUGGUGCUGGCGCUGGCGGUCCUGGACCCGCGCCGCGCCGGCAUGCCGCAGCAGCCGCCGCCCAGCCGCCACCUGGCCUCCGCCGGCCUCAUCCAGUCGCUGGGCAUCUUUGCGCUCAGCUGCAGCGCCCACACCACGCUGCCCGCGCUGAGGAGCUCCAUGGCCAAGCCCACGCGCUUUCCCGCCGCCCUGGCCGCCUCCUUUGGCAUCAUGUUUGCCUGCUACUCUGCGGUAGCUGCCGCAGGGUACUGGUACUUUGGCGACGGCGCCUCCCCGCUGGUCACCACAGACCUCGCCAUCAACUCCUUCUACACCUUCUCCCGCAUACCCGUGGACCGCCUGCUGGCUGUGCUGGUGCUGGUGUCUGGUCUGACCAAGUAUCCGGCGCUCAACAUGAUCCUGCAGGCGAGCCGCAGCCGACUGCUGCUGCCCGCUGACAUGAUCCUGUCGGCGCUGCCGCUGCGCCGCGACUCGCUGGGCAACGACCGGGCGCGGCAGCAGUGGCUGGAGCGCGGGCUGCGCCUGCUGCUGUUUGCUGUCGCCGCCCUGCUGGCGCUGACCGUGUACUCCUCGCUGGGCAGUGUGCUGUCCCUGGUCGGCGGCCUCUGCUCGCUCACAUGCUCCCUGCUGCUACCCUCGGCGUUCUAUACGUUGCUGGCGUGGCGCCAGCUGCGCUGGCCGGCGCGGGUGGCCCUGUCCACCAUGUUGCUGCUCGGCCUGUCGCUCAUCUCGCUCAUCACGGCCACCAACCUGUGGGAGCUGACAAGCAGCAGACACGCAGCUCCUGCGCCGCCAGCAGACAACCUCGCCGGCAGCAGGUGGGGAGGCCUCGGCCUGCUCCUGCCAUUUCCGCCCUAG